Molecule: messenger RNA, 1213 nt
Organism: Thunnus maccoyii (southern bluefin tuna)
Lineage: Eukaryota; Metazoa; Chordata; Actinopteri; Scombriformes; Scombridae
Product: urokinase plasminogen activator surface receptor-like
Exons: 4
Coding region: 341-898 (185 amino acids)
Source: RefSeq, a predicted model, not a curated record
UUGUGCUUCUUCCUAAAGGCAAGUUUUCAUUUUGUUCUCUUGUUCAUCUUUAUGUCAUUUUGAAAUGCCAAAUUUGCCUGUACAAAUGUGUCAAAAAUAGCAGUGUCCAAACCUGAUAUGUUAUUUUGCCAUUGGUCACUGCUAUUCCUCUCAGUUCCAUCUCACCUACAGCUUGUGCUAAGAUGUUUCGGCCCCUUUUCAAUUGUGCUGCCAGUGUAACUUCAGAGUUAAUGCAUUGAAAUUAUUUUGUCUACCCUUUGUGGAUGAGAAAAACUGUUUGAAGUUUUUUUUUUCUUUUUUUAAACUCAUCUGAGUUUGUAUUUUAGCAGCCUACACCCUGAUGUGCUAUGACUGUGAAAAGACAAUGUCAGGAAGCUGCACAGAGACAAAAGAAUGCCCCUUGCAGUGUGGUGCAAUGAGAAUGCUUGCAUAUGCAGGUGGUAAAAAAGUGUCAGAUGUCUCAAUGAAAAGUUGUGUCACCGCUGAUCAGUGUGGUGAGAUGUCAGUCAACUUCGGAGUGGCCAAAACUGUAAUUGCCAGCAAGUGUUGCACCACUGACCUCUGCAACAAGGAACCUGUCCCUGAGCCCAGUAAAUCCAAUCCCAAUGGUAAAAAGUGCUAUCAUUGCAAUGGACAAACGUGCACUGCAACUCUAAACUGUGAGGGGAAUGAGGACUACUGCAUCUCAACAUCAGUGAAUGCAGGAGGCCAAAAGACAACCGUGAAGGGCUGUGCAUCCAAGCUCAUAUGCUCUGAUGCAUUAGCUGCACAAAUGACAGGGACCGUUGGAGCAGAAGUUAGCUGCUGUCUGGGCGAUUACUGCAACAGUGCCAGCAGCACAAGCGCUGGCCUUCUGCUCCUGGUGGCCCCGCUGGUCUCUUUGGUUCUGUUCUCUUAACUGAUUCGCUCUUCAGUUUUCCUCUUCAUCUUCACAUAGCCUCUUGUCGCUCACACCCCUUUGUUUAUCUUUUCAACCGAUGAGUGAGAAAGUAGAAAGUAUAGCAAGCGAAAUAUGACAAUACUAGUUAGUAAAGUUAUGUUUUUCCUCUGUUUCCUGCUUCAUACAGUUUCCAACUGGUUGAUUCCUUUUUUGCAUGAUGCCCAUAAAGAUAUUAGUAACUGUCUUACAUAGAGUAAUUGUCAGCAACAGCCCUCUCUGUUUUUUUUUUAAGUAAAACAAGGAGAAAGUGUGUUAAUGUAUAAUUUUGGUGUU